UCCCGACGAUUUAUGACGCUUUCAAUUUUCUCUGUUUUUUUACCCCGUGUCAGCUAUUUGCCCAUCAUUUUUGGAUCAGAAGAUUGCAAGUAAGCAAUUUGCCCAUCAUUUUUAGGAUCAGAAAAUUGCAAAUAAAGUUCACUGCUGUUUGUUUUCUGAUUUGGAGAGAGAGAGAGAGAGAGAGAGAGAGAGAGAGAUUGUUGAGGCCAUGGAUUUGGGUGAUGAGAAUGGCUACUCUGGUUUCCAGUCUCUGAGCAUCGCAACAAAGAGUGCAAUCUACGUUUGGGGCUACAACGAGAGUGGGCAAACAGGAAGGAAUGGCAAAGAAUGCCAUCUCAGAGUACCAAAGAGGUUGCCGUGGACACAUUUCAAGCUCAAAUCUCGAUUCAUCGACAUUGCUUGUGGGCGAGAACACACCGCCGCUGUUUCAGCAGAUGGAAGCCUCUUCACUUGGGGUUCCAAUGAUUUUGGUCAAUUGGGAGAUGGAACUGAAGAAAGCAGGAAACAUCCGAAGAAAGUGAAACAAUUACAGUAUGAAUUUGUGAAGUCAAUAUCAUGUGGAGCUCACUGCACAGCGGCCAUUGCUGAACCUCGUGAAAAUGAUGGGACCCUAUCAUCUUGUAGGCUUUGGGUUUGGGGCCAAAAUCAGGGGUCAAAUUCUCCACGCUUAUAUUGGGGUGCUUUCUCUCCAAACACGGUUAUACGCCAAGUUUCUUGUGGAGCAGUUCAUGUUGUUGUUCUCUCAGAAGACGGUUUGCUACAGGCAUGGGCAGGCUACAAUGAGUGUGGUCAGCUUGGCAGAGGUAUUACUUGUGAAGGACUACAAGGGGCUCAAGUUAUAAGAGGUUUCUGCAAGUUCCUUGAUGAAGCCCCUGAACUUGUGAAGAUUACCCAUGUAUCAUGUGGGGAAUAUCAUACUGCAGCUAUAUCUGAUAAUGGCGAGGUAUAUACUUGGGGAUUAGGAAGCAUGGGUCAACUUGGGCACUGCUCUCUCCAAUAUGGAGACAAGGAGCUUUUGCCUCGAAGAGUGGUUGCUCUUGAAGGGAUGGUUGUAAAGGAUGUUUCUUGUGGUGGGGUCCACACAUGUGCUAUAACUGUCAAGGGGGCUUUGUAUGCUUGGGGUGGUGGUCAAGCAGGGCAAUUAGGAUUGGGCCCACAAAAUGGGUUCUUUUCUUGCAACUCUUCUGCCGAGGCAGAGAUAUUUUUACGUAAUAUCCCUGUCUUGGUUAUACCAAAUAGUGUGGAACUUGUUACUUGUGGGCACUCCCAUACACUUGUGUCCACUAAGGAUGGAAGGAUCCAUGGAUGGGGUUAUAAUAGCUAUGGACAGGCGGCUAACAAGAAGUGUACAUAUGCUUGGUACCCAUCACCUGUUGAUUGGUGUGUUGGAGUUGCAAGGAAGCUGGCAGCUGGUGGGGGCCACUCAGCGGUGCUUACUGAUGCUUAUACACUUAAAGAAUUGUGCGAAUUCAGGCUUGCAGAUAGUGUCAAUUUGUCAAAUGCAACUGAGAUUGAGGAUGUUGCUUCUCGAAAUGAUUCGGAUGCUUUAGCCCGACUUUGCAAGAGAUUGAGGGAACAGUGGCUUACUGUUAGCAGCUGUGACUGUGACGAAGAAAAAAAAGUAGUAGCAGCUAACAAAGAGGCCUAAGAAACUCUGGAACUCAAAGAAAGAGUCCACGAAGUUGAAUAAUUUAUACAUUGGUCUACACUGUAUCUGCACAUUGCAGGUCUGAUAAUAGUCUUUUAAUCUUGUCAUGUAUAACAACUUUAAACAUAAAUCAACUAUUAUAAAUCAACUAUUACAUGAA
This is a messenger RNA of Amborella trichopoda, 1808 nucleotides long. Its product is annotated as Regulator of chromosome condensation (RCC1) family protein. The record is from RefSeq and is a predicted model, not a curated record. NCBI's taxonomy places the organism in Eukaryota, Viridiplantae, Streptophyta, Magnoliopsida, Amborellales, Amborellaceae.